This is a messenger RNA of Prunus avium (sweet cherry), 947 nucleotides long. The record is from RefSeq and is a predicted model, not a curated record. Lineage: Eukaryota; Viridiplantae; Streptophyta; Magnoliopsida; Rosales; Rosaceae.
AAGAAAAAAAGUGGCCAGAAGCAAAGAAAGUUGUCAAUCCUCUCAAUUUCAGCUUCAUCUUCUUCUUCCCUUCUUCCCAAUGUCUCAUUCUCCUCCUCAAAAUGCUGCUCUUCAUUUCUCACCCCACAAACCCACACCAACAGCAACCCAUUUCUGCCCAUUGUGAAAUCCAAGAAGAAGAAACCAGUGGGCGUGACCAUGAGCAUUGAGGCAGGCAUAGGAGUUAUGGCCACGAAGCUCGGCAUGAUGAGCUUCUUCGAACCCAACGGCAAAGUUGUCCCAGUCACAGUGGUGGGUUUCAAAGAAGGCAACAUAGUGACCCAGGUCAAAACCGAGGCCACCGACGGAUACGAUGCCGUUCAGGUGGGCUAUCGCCGAGUCAGGGACCGAAAACUGACGAAACCCGAAAUGGGUCAUAUCCAGAAGGCCGGUUCAAUCCCCCUGCGCCAUCUCCAGGAGUUUCGGCUCCAGAGCGUUGAUGGGUUCGAGCCAAACCAGAAGCUUUCGUUCGACGAGCUCUUCAACGAAGGAGACAUUGUUGAUGUCUCUGGAACCACAAUCGGGAAAGGGUUUCAGGGUGGGAUUAAGAGGCACAAUUUCAAGAGAGGGCAAAUGACUCAUGGGUCCAAAAGUCACAGAGCUCUUGGGUCAAUUGGGGCCGGAACGACGCCAGGGCGGGUUUACAAGGGGAAGAAGAUGCCUGGAAGAAUGGGAGGGACCAAGACCAAGAUCAGGAAGCUCAAGAUUGUGAAGAUUGAUAAGGACCUCAAUGUUGUUAUGAUCAAAGGUGCUCUUCCUGGUAAGCCUGGCAAUCUUCUUCGCAUAGCUCCAGCUAAGAUUGUGGGCAAGAACAUUCCUAAGAGUUAGUUCUUUUUUUAUUGUGAAUUUUGUAUUGUCAUUGACUCUCUCAUAUGAAUGUCUUGCUUCUCCUUUAAUUAGUGCUUUGU